GGGACACAAACAAAGUGCCCCCAAACAGGCUGGAGUGAAACGAGCGGCUACGGCGGCGCCGGCCCGCACGCGCGCUGCGGCGGCUCCCUCCCAGCCUCCCCUCCUCUCCCCUCAGUCCCUUUCCCCUUCCCCACCCCGCCCCGCCGGGCCAGCGCGAACCGUCGCCCGCUCUCGGCAAACCGCCCCCAACGGCCGCCCGCGCGCAGCGGGCUGGGCCCCUCGCUCCUCCCCUCAGGCCCACGGGCGCCGGGUGCUCUCCUCCUCGCGCCUCUCACUCUCGCACCUCGCGGGCACGCGGGUGAGCGGCGCCGCCAUGCGCGCCCAGUCCCAGGCUGCACACUGGCCUAGGCGCGGCGGCCCGAGAUAGGGUCCCUUGAGCCUCCCGGGGGAGGAGAGGAGCCAGCCGCGCGCUCCGCCCCCUCCCCCCGGGUUGCCGCCGCCGCCGCCACCACCGCCACCGCCACCUCGCCGCCCCAGCCUGGCGGGGAAGAGGAGGAGCAGUUGCAGGCCUCCGGGGGCCCCCGCACAGCCGCCCGCAGGAUAAUUCUGAUUCAUUGCAUCCUUGAAGAGCAUCAAUAGAAGAGGGGAAAAAAAGAUGGGUGUGAAAACAUUUACUCACAGCUCCUCUUCCCACAGCCAGGAAAUGCUGGGAAAACUAAAUAUGCUACGAAAUGAUGGACAUUUUUGUGAUAUCACUAUUCGUGUCCAGGACAAAAUCUUCCGGGCUCACAAGGUGGUACUAGCCGCUUGCAGUGAUUUCUUUCGAACCAAACUUGUGGGCCAAACAGAGGAUGAGAACAAAAAUGUGUUGGAUCUGCAUCAUGUUACAGUGACUGGCUUUAUACCUCUUUUAGAAUACGCUUACACAGCCACUCUGUCAAUUAACACGGAAAAUAUCAUUGAUGUUCUAGCGGCAGCCAGCUAUAUGCAAAUGUUUAGUGUUGCUAGUACAUGCUCAGAGUUCAUGAAAUCAAGUAUUUUGUGGAAUACACCUAAUAGCCAACCAGAAAAGGGUCUAGAUGCUGGACAAGAAAAUAAUUCCAACUGCAAUUUUACUUCUCGAGAUGGAAGCAUUUCUCCAGUGUCUUCAGAGUGCAGUGCUGUGGAAAGAACCAUUCCUGUCUGCCGAGAGUCCCGGAGAAAACGCAAAAGCUACAUUGUUAUGUCUCCUGAGAGUCCUGUAAAAUGUAGCACACAAACAAGUUCCCCCCAGGUAUUGAAUUCUUCAGCUUCCUAUGCAGAAAAUAGAAAUCAGCCAGUUGACUCUUCUUUAGCAUUUCCAUGGACUUUCCCUUUUGGAAUAGAUCGAAGGGUUCAGCCUGAGAAAGCAAAGCAGGCAGAGAAUACCCGGACUUUAGAAUUGCCAGGCCCAUCCGAGGCAGGUAGAAGAAUGGCUGACUAUGUGACUUGUGAGAGCACAAAAACUACCUUGCCUCUAGGUACAGAAGAAGAUGUCCGGGUCAAAGUAGAAAGAUUAAGUGAUGAGGAGGUCCAUGAGGAAGUGUCCCAGCCUGUUAGUGCAUCUCAGAGCUCACUGAGUGAUCAGCAGACGGUGCCUGGAAGUGAACCAGUUCAAGAGGAUCUUCUGAUUAGUCCACAGUCUUCCUCUAUAGGCUCAGUAGAUGAAGGAGUCACUGAAGGAUUGCCUACACUUCAGAGCACUUCUAGCACCAAUGCUCAUGCAGAUGACGAUGACAGAUUGGAAAAUGUUCAGUAUCCCUAUCAACUCUACAUUGCUCCUUCUACCAGCAGUACAGAACGGCCAAGUCCAAAUGGUCCAGACAGACCUUUUCAGUGUCCAACCUGUGGGGUUCGCUUCACCCGUAUUCAGAAUCUAAAACAGCACAUGCUUAUCCACUCAGGAAUUAAACCGUUUCAGUGUGACUGCUGUGGAAAAAAGUUUACCAGGGCUUACUCGCUAAAGAUGCAUCGCCUAAAGCAUGAAGGUAAACGCUGUUUCCGGUGCCAGAUAUGUAGUGCCACUUUCACUUCCUUCGGGGAGUAUAAACACCAUAUGAGGGUUUCCCGGCACAUUAUCCGCAAGCCUCGGAUUUACGAGUGCAAAACAUGUGGCGCCAUGUUCACCAACUCUGGAAAUUUAAUCGUGCACCUGAGGAGUCUGAACCAUGAAGCAUCAGAGCUAGCAAACUACUUCCAGAGCAGUGAUUUCUUAGUACCGGACUACUUAAACCAGGAGCAAGAAGAGACCCUUGUUCAGUAUGAUCUCGGAGAACAUACUUUUGAAAGCAACUCUUCUGUUCAAAUGCCUGUGAUUUCACAGGUCUCCUCAACCCAGAAUUGUGAAAGCACUUUUCCCCUGGGGUCUCUUGGUGGGCUUGCAGAAAAGGAGGAGGAACUGCAAGAGCAGCCAAAGACCAGUGCUCAUGCUGAGGCUCCCAGAGAUGACCCCCCCAAGGCAGAGCUAUCUUCUAUAACUAUUGAGUAAUUCUGUGAUUGGCCUGGGUUUUGGUUUUUUGGAAAGUGCCUGUGCUUGGUCUCACAUCUUUAAAUUUAAUUUAAUUUUUUAAAGAAGAGUUCCCUUUGUAAGCCCUGAAACUGGAGGGUUCUUUGUUUUGUUUUGUUUUUUCAUAGCUGAGAGAUUGCUUCUGUAUGUAUACAAUAAGGUAACAUUGAAACAGAGCAUACACUUUGAGACUUAAGGAAAAUCAGCUGACUUAGAACAUGGCAGUUCUUCCUCCCAUUGUUAAAAGUGGGCAGCAGCAGAUGCAAAAGGAAUCAGGUUGUUGUUGACCUUCCUGAGAAAGAGGGCUAAUGAGAAGUUACUAAACAAGUUGACAAUGCCUAAGUGAAUGUUUACUCCUAGAUGCAGGGUGUUAUGAAGCCUGUAGUUUUGGAAGUAUUUACGGUAAUUUUCAGAUGAAGGUAAAUAACUUCUGAAAUCCAGUAUAUUCAUUUUUAAGCCAUUUUGAAUUUUUAUGGUGAAAAAUUAGUAUCAGGCAGGCAUUUCCUGUACCUUUAUAAUACCACUCCAAAGGCUAAGAGGUGUGAUUGAGAAGAGUCAGGCUGUGCAUGGAAUGGCAGGGUACAGAACGAGGUACGUAUACCCAGCUUUUCAAGAACUCUCUUCAGACCGUUUCUCUUCCUGGUCAUUGAAUGCUGACACCUGGCUAACUAGGACAUUGCUCAGAGAAGUGUCCUCGUGCCCCACCAACAGCACUUUCACUUGCAUAUACUAUUGUGCUGCCAUAUAAAAGAAAAAUAUUGAAGAUAUUCUAUAUUUUAUAUAUAGGUUUAUGUAUUGUUGAGGAUGUUAAUGCUGUGCUGUUUUGGACAAAAUAAAAGAAUUCUGUUUUGAGGCUACGUUCUUAACCCAAUUAAGAUUGUUUACAAGAUCACGUAUGACAACAAUAUAAUGUCCUUAUUCCAAAAUAUUUUGAGGUAUUGCCAAGUUUGUUAAAAAGCAGCUAUUAUAGUUUUCACAGGAUGUAAGCAAUAAUGUGAAAGAUAAGAAGAGGUUGUAAAAUGAUCAUCUGUGACUCAGAAAUUGGAGGAGGGAUUGUUAAGACUAGAAUCUAAAAACUUUGCUACUCAGAUGAUAACAUUUAUAUGAUACUCUAGAUUGGGAUAUACUUUUUUUUAUCUGCUGCCAUUAAUGCCUCUUCGAUCUGAAAUAUUCAUGAAUCCACAAAUAAUGAACUUUUGUGUAAUUUUUUAUAUAGAAAAUAGCCCCAGCGUCUGUCAUUAUGAUAGCCCCUGAUGAGGUUAGAAGACAGAAACAAUGGGUUGUUUGGUUGUUUGUUUGACUUUGGAUGUUACUGUUUGUUUUGUGACAGGCUCAUAGGUAGCCCAGGUUGGUCCAGACUCACAAUCCUCUUGCCCCAGUUCCCUCACAACCCUUGCUAACAUCAUAUAUUAUAGACAUAUCACUACACCCAAUUCGAACUAUAGUCUUAGUCAAACACAUGAUCUGACUUUUAUCCCAAUGCCAGACCUUACUUUUUAUAUUAUAGUAAUUUGUUUCUUUAUUAAUUCUGCAAUUUAAUUUCUAUCUCUGUCCUUUUUUCUUCUUAAUACUGAGAAUUGAACCCAGGACUUUGUAUCUUAUGAGCACAUGCUCUGUCACUAGAUACAACGCCUCCCCUUAUUUCCAGUUCUCUCCCUGACUCAUGAGCUUAUUUGCUCCCAAGCAUAAGUGUGUGACUUUCAGAAAAAUCAACUAGAAAAGUCAGUAAUUUUUAUUUUAUUAUCAUAUAUGAUCUUUGAAAAUUGUGCCUACUAAUAAAUAAAUCCUAAAACUCAUUAGAAUCAUAUUUUAGUAUGGUAAAUGUUCUUGGUUCUAAAGUAGGUUGUUUUGUUUUUAUUUUGUUAAGAGCUAGAAAAAAAAGAAGAAAGAAAUAAGAGUAAAUUAGAGAUGAAUUGAUUUGGAGAAGUCUUGAGAUUUUGGUUGAAAGUGUUUCAGUACACCCUAUCCUAAGAGUUCUGGUAGCCUCCCUGCGAAGAACAUGCCUCACUAUGGAUUUUCAUUACUAGUGACAAAUCUUGUAGCCAACCUUAAUGAGAGAUUUGAAUAUACUAUGAAUACACAAAUGGUAGUUGCCUACUUCCCAAAUCUUUUUGAUAAAGUUACCUGACCAGUGUUUAAUAUAAAAUGUUACAAAGGCCUUUUUCUGUUCGAAUGAGACUCUCUCUACAUUUUUGAGGACAUUUUGUUUAUGGGUCUGUUAUAGGAAAUACAGCUGCAAGAGAUAAUUACAUAUAUAGUAAUAUUUAAAGUUGAUUUAAGAGAGGAAUGCCUAAAUGUAUAGUUUUCAUCAGAACAUAAGGAAAACAUUGUGAAGAGAUGAAAUCUGUUAUAUGAUCCCAUCAUAAAAAUCGCCAGGGUAACUAAAUAGAGAAGCAUUCUUUUUAGAAUAUUUAAAGGUCUUUUGUAAGGCCUGGGAGGGUAACUUUGUGAUAACUAAAGGGCUUAAAUUUUAGAAUGCUAGAUAAGUUACUAAGCAUUUUAUAUAAGAAAAGCUUUGUUUUCAGGUUUUUUUUCCAACUACCAAAUAGGCUGUGCUCUAGAGGUGAAGGUCUCACUUUGUUGUUAGGAGUUGUGGCUCCUCCCGUCACUCUUUGCAGUUCCAGACUCUAGCUUCAUAGUAUCAUGUCAGUAAGUCCCUAACUCAGAAAUGGAUGGAGAUAAAUGCUAUUAUUCACAAAUAUGUGAGCUUCUCUUAAUUGGCCAUUUUAAACAGUUCUAAUUUUUUUUUGUUUUUGUU
Messenger RNA from Arvicanthis niloticus (Nile rat), 5222 nucleotides. NCBI's taxonomy places the organism in Eukaryota, Metazoa, Chordata, Mammalia, Rodentia, Muridae. The record is from RefSeq and is a predicted model, not a curated record.